This is a messenger RNA of Rhizophagus irregularis DAOM 181602=DAOM 197198, 1681 nucleotides long. RefSeq lists its product as uncharacterized. Lineage: Eukaryota; Fungi; Glomeromycota; Glomeromycetes; Glomerales; Glomeraceae. Gene Ontology annotation, biological process: snRNA transcription by RNA polymerase II; snRNA transcription by RNA polymerase III. Gene Ontology annotation, cellular component: snRNA-activating protein complex. The record is from RefSeq and is a predicted model, not a curated record. Gene Ontology annotation, molecular function: RNA polymerase III type 3 promoter sequence-specific DNA binding; RNA polymerase II cis-regulatory region sequence-specific DNA binding.
UUUUUUUUUUUUUUUUUCAUACCCGUAUGUAUGUUCAACAUGUUUUGUACUUCGCUAAUAAAAUAUUUCUCAAAGGAAUAGAAAAAAGACAUGAUUUUAGAAUAUUUAAUAAUUAUUUUAUAAAAUGUUUUGGAAAAUAUAAUAUACCCUAUCGAACUUUUACUAAAAAGACAAAUUCAUCUAUCCCAUUAUCAAAUAAAUUUAAAUCUUCAACAGAAGCAAAAUCAUUAAUUAAAUCAUUAGAAGAAGAAUCUAUAAAAUUAGCAAAAGUUUAUAAUUGGAAGGAAUGGAAAGAAGAAGAAACAAAACUUUUAUUUUUAGCAUCAGAAAUUCAUGGAAAUCGAUGGAAAUAUAUUCAUAAACAUUAUUUUAAUUAUAGAUCAUUAUAUUCAAUUAAAUGUAAAUGGGAUAGAGAAAAUUUAAGGAUUGAAAAUAAUCAUAAAAAUAUUAUAUCAAAAUGGACUCCAGAAGAAGAUAAAAUUUUAUUAAAAGGUUUUGAAAAAUAUGGUAGACAAUGGAGAAAAAUUUCAAGAUUGUUACCAAAUAAAGAAUCCUUACAAGUACUUAGAAGAUUUUGUAUUAUUAAUUAUACAAAACGUGGGCAUUUUACUGAAGAAGAAGAUAAAUUAUUAUGUGAUUUAAUAAUAAAAUAUGGUGGAAAUCAUUGGACAAAGAUUGCUGAUGAUAUGAAUAGACCUAUCAGUACCAUUAAAAGACGUUUUAAAUUUGUUUUAUUAAAUUCUUCUAAAGAUAUAAAAUGGACUGAUCAAGAAAACAAAUUAAUUAGUGAUUCUAUUAUAAAGUAUGGUAAAGACUGGAGAAGCAUUCAAAAAUUAUUGCCUCAUCGUUCAGUUAGUUCUAUAAAAGAACAUGUGAGAUGGUGUCCCUUAGCUGAUCCUUAUUAUAAAAGUGGUUUUUGGGAAGUUAAUGAAAUCAUAAGAUUAAUAAAAGCUGUAAGAUUAUAUGGGAAAAGUUGGCAAAAAGUUUCAAAGUACGUUAAAACUAGAUCUCCUUUUCAAUGUCGUAUUUAUUUUAGAAAUUCUUUUACAAAGAAAAAUCUAGAGUCACAUGUUUUAAAUUUGGAACUAAAAGGAAUACAAAGCAUAUUUCCUGUUGAGAUGGAUGGUCAAGAUUUUUUAGAAAAACUUGCAGCUGAGCAAUUACUAGUAGAAUUAAAAUCUUAAUAAACAAGAAUUAAUUUCUCUUGAUGUCCUGGAUAUAUCCCCCCAUGUUCUUCUGGUUCCUGAACUGUUCCAUUAUGAGAGAAUUGAAUUAAAAUUUCCGAGGGACUUCACGAAAUCAAAAUCUGAUUGCAAAUUUUAAGACGAGUUCACAUAAAGAUCAUUCAUUCUUAUAGUGGGUAUACACUAUCACUCAUAGGAAUUUCAUUUUUGAAUGUUUUUCAAUCACAUAAAUGUAAUGCGUGAUACUUAAUUUCAGAUUAUCGUCUAAUCUUAUGACCAAUUUAGCAACAGUUAAAAAAUUUGUAUCAGAAUUGUAAAGUUUUACUACAGUAUCUUUUUCUUCUUCAAAAAACGAUUUGUAUUUAAUUGACACCACUAUAAUGUCUAUUUAAAUUAUGUUGGCCCGAAUUAGAAUUUAAAUGAUAAUUAUUUUAUUUAAUAUUUAAUGAUUUUUUUAAUUGGAUGUCCACAAGUUUUUUUUAUAAAUAAAAUCCGAU